Messenger RNA from Moesziomyces aphidis, 1557 nucleotides. The record is from the annotation of a GenBank genome assembly. Lineage: Eukaryota; Fungi; Basidiomycota; Ustilaginomycetes; Ustilaginales; Ustilaginaceae.
AUGACGAGCGGGCAAGGCGAAGAUGGCGCCGUGCUGAUCCUCAACGGUCUACCAGCGCGGACUCAGCUCGUGCUGGAUGCGCACCCGCAGGCGUACGUGAUCAACGACCAGUUCGCGGGGAUCAAAUCGCUCGCCCCGGGCUGGCACUGCAUAUCUUGGUCGCUCGACUCCGAAGCUGGCAACGAAGCGAAUGCCGGAGGCCCGUCUGUGGAAGGAUCGAUCCGCAACGUAGCACUGCGCUACUUCGAGUCGCAGGAGAUCGCGAUUCGCGAUCUCGACCGUAUCCAUCAGCGGCUGGUGGUUCCGAAUCCUGAUGCGGCUAGCAGCACAGCAAGAUACAGGGCGAUGCGGGUUAGCAGAUCGUGCAACGCAGGGACUAGUCAGCAGCUUCAAGCGGUAGUUUCGCAGGGAUUUCUCGCGAGCGUCCAGUCGCGGCUACUACCGGCGCCGGAAGAGGCGCAGCAGCGAUGGCGUAAAGCAACGCAACACCUUGGAUGUGCCGGCGGCGCAAUCGGUCGCAAAGUCGUGGCGCGGGUGGUUGGCAUUGAUCUGGAAAGCGGCGAUGCGAGUACGGAUAGCCUGGCGUCUGGACCACGCAGAUCCAACGAUCCAAAAGAAGAAGAGGGAUUCCAACGAACCGGCAAUGUCGGCCGGAACGAGAACGGCAUAACGAUUUGGGGCAAAUCGCAGCCUGCUCACAGCCAUGUUGAAGUGGAGAGUGACGGCGAGGGAUCAGCCGAGGAAGCGACCGAAAGGACAAUAGGAGCGGAGAAUCGAAAGCGAAAACGCACCGAGAAUCAUGCCACGGAAGGAGCCGAAGAGUCCGACGAUGGAGUGCUGCUAUUCACCGAGUUUGACCUGCGGCGAAGCUGGCCACCAAACGCGGUUGGCGCAGAACUAACGCGCUGGAGUCAGGACAAGAGCUGGCUGCUGCGCGACGUAGCCGCACGGGCUCGUCGAGGCAUUGCAUCGGAUGAGAACAGGCAGUCAGGGUGGUACCUGCCGCUCCUAUGCGAGAUGGAGCUGGCAUUCGUGCUGUUCGUCAUGGCGAGCAACGUGCAUGCGUGGGACGAGUGGAAAGACCUACUCUCACUCUUCUGCCGCGCAGCAUCGAUCAUUGGCUCUCAGUCAGCGUUUCACCUCCAUCCUGCUUCCAUCGAUGCCUCUUCAGCUCAGCUCAUGGAUGUCGACGUGGAGCAGGUCAGGGUCGACGCGCACGUGGCGUUUCUCGACACGCUCGCUGCCCAGCUAGACCUGCUUGACGGGGAAUUCUGGUCGAGCCAGUCCACGACAAAGGAAGAACAAGCGGCUCUCAAGGAGCUGGAUGUGCUGCGAGCGAACAUCGCAAGGUCUCUUGCGCUGGCUGGCACGGUUGAGGCUGGAGGAGGGGACGAAGAGGGGAGGGCGAGGUUGGUCGCGGCCUGGAGGAAAGUGUCACAUUUGGCGGCGAGCAAGUUUGGAUGGCAGCUCGACCGCAGGCUGGACGAAGAGGCCGAGAUCGAGGACGAUAUCGAGGCGGAAGAAGGCGAAGAUGCGCCAGUGAUUGUAGACACGUAG